Molecule: messenger RNA, 1881 nt
Organism: Cordyceps fumosorosea ARSEF 2679
Lineage: Eukaryota; Fungi; Ascomycota; Sordariomycetes; Hypocreales; Cordycipitaceae
Product: cryptochrome-2
Exons: 2
Coding region: 1-1881 (626 amino acids)
Biological process (GO): entrainment of circadian clock by photoperiod; circadian regulation of gene expression
Cellular component (GO): cytoplasm; nucleus
Molecular function (GO): FAD binding; DNA binding
Source: RefSeq, a predicted model, not a curated record
AUGACAAAAUCUAGAGUCAUCUAUUGGUUCCGUACAGACUUGCGAUUGCAUGAUUCCCCAGCUCUCAAGGCUGCUCUCGACCUCGACCCUGAAGUGCUGUGGCCGAUCUUCACUUGGGAUCCUCACUACGUGUAUCGGGCACGAGGCGGGCUCAACAGAUGGCAAUUUCUCCUCGACUGUCAAAAUGAUCUAUCAGCGUCCAUCACCAAGCUAAACUCCAAGUCCAAGCUAUUCUUGCUGCGUGAAGCCCCUCAGACGGUUUUCCCCAAAAUUUUCAAAGCCUGGGGUGUAACUCAUCUGGUCUUCGAAAAGGACACCGAUGCCUAUCCUCGCGAGAGAGAUGCUGCAGUCAAAGCCGCAGCCAAAACGGCCGGCGUACAAGUCAUUACUUGCUCAGGCCGAACCUUAUGGGACAGCGAUCAGAUUGUCGCAAAGAAUAAUGGCAAGCCCACAAUGUCCACCACGCAGCUUCAAAAUGCAGGUAAGAAGCUAGGCCCCAUUGAUCGGCCCAUUCCUGCGCCAUCAAGUCUGCCCGGCCCGGGCGAGAUGCCGCUCGACUUUGAACACGAGCAGCCGACCGGCAAGCCAGACGCGAAUGCAGAGCGCCGCUCAAAGAAGGACACGGGGUAUCAGAGCAUAGCCGGCCCCAAAGGAGACUUCAGUAUCGAAACCAUGGAGGAGCUGGGGUUUCCUUCUGCGACCACGCCGCACAAGGGCGGGGAGACGCGCGCGCUCAAGCUUCUCGACGGCAUCGCCAAGGACAAGGAGUACACGGCCAUGUUUGAGAAGCCAAAGACGAGCCCUGCGCAGUUUGAGCCCCAGUCAACCACCCUUCUGUCACCCUUUCUCCACUUUGGAGCCCUGUCGAUUCGGGAACUGUACUGGCGAGUACAGGACAUCGUGGACGAGUACGGCAAGGGUGCCUCUUCGCCGCCGGCCAGUCUUACAGGCCAGCUGUUCUUUCGAGACAUGUACUUUGCCGCGCAGGCUGCUAUCGGCCCGGAGUUCACGCAGGCCAUCGGCAACGGCCACUGUAAGUUCAUCCCUUGGCAUCUCCCCUCCAAGGUGGAUCCAAAGACUGGCAUCAGCACCGGCGACUACCACAUCGACUCGCCCGAGGCAGAGCAGUGGUUUCAGCGGUGGAAGGUCGGCAUGACCGGCUUCCCGUGGAUCGACGCCCUGAUGCGGCAGCUCCGGCAAGAAGGCUGGAUCCACCACCUCGGCCGUCACUCCGUCGCCUGCUUCCUCACCCGCGGCGGCUGCUACAUCGACUGGGAGCGCGGCGCCGAGGUCUUCGAGGAGUACCUGCUCGACCACGAGCCCGCCUGCAACGCCGGCAACUGGCAGUGGCUGUCCUGCACCGCCUUCUUCACGCAGUACUUUCGCAUGUACAGCCCCGUCUCGUUCCCGCAGAAGUGGGACAAGAACGGCGACUUCGUCCGGCGCUGGGUGCCGGAGCUCCGCGAUCUGCCGGUCAAGUACAUAUACGAGCCUUGGAAAGCGCCCCUGCUCGACCAGAAGCAGGCCGGCGUGCGCGUCACCGGCGACGGGCUGUCCUCGGGCGACGACGGCGGCGGCAAGGGCAAGCAGAAGACGUACCCCAAGCCCAUGUUUGACUUCAACGAGCGGCGGGAGAUUUGCCUCGCGGCCAUGAAGACGGCCUACCAAGCGAACCUCAUGGGGAACGACGAGCGCGUGACGGAUGGCACCUGGGUGGAGCUGUUCCCGGCUGAAGGUGAGCACGCGGGUGUCCGCGACCUUGACUUUGAGAGCGACGACGGUGUAAAGGCUGACGAAGGCGGCGAGUCGGAUGAUGAAAAUCCGGGAGAAAAGAGGCCGGCCAAGUCGCAGCAGACAUCAGCAAAGAAGCAGAAGACGUGA